Messenger RNA from Candida dubliniensis CD36, 279 nucleotides. RefSeq names its product 60S ribosomal protein eL43 (gene RPL43A). Gene Ontology annotation, cellular component: ribosome. The transcript is spliced from 2 exons. Gene Ontology annotation, molecular function: structural constituent of ribosome. Bases 1 to 279 code for a protein of 92 amino acids. The record is from RefSeq and is a predicted model, not a curated record. Gene Ontology annotation, biological process: translation. NCBI's taxonomy places the organism in Eukaryota, Fungi, Ascomycota, Pichiomycetes, Serinales, Debaryomycetaceae.
AUGACUAAAAGAACAAAGAAGGUAGGAAUCACCGGUAAAUUUGGUGUCAGAUAUGGUUCAUCAUUGAGAAGACAAACCAAGAAAUUGGAAGUUCAACAACAUGCCAAAUACGAUUGUUCAUUCUGUGGUAAAAGAACUGUUCAAAGAGGUGCUACUGGUAUCUGGAACUGUAAAUCUUGUAAGAAAACCGUUGCUGGUGGUGCUUACACUGUUUCCACUGCUGCUGCCGCUACCGUCAGAUCUACCAUUCGUCGUUUGAGAGAAUUAGCUGAAGCUUAA